AUGCCCCAGGAGCCCCAAGGCCUUGACCCUCGCCCUGGCUCCCUCAGGUCCGAGCGGGGCAGGAGGGGCCGCCCACCUGUGGGCGCUCGGCCCCCGAGCCCACGCAGCUCUCCAGCCCCGGGCGGCACCCCCCAGCCCCCACCUGCAGCAGUUCGGUGCCAGCCCGGGGCGCAGGCCGGCUCUCUCCGGGGGCCGCGGCCGCCCAGCAGCAUCGCGAGCCCCUCCCCGGGCGAGAAAGCUCAGGCCCAGGAAGGGUGA
Molecule: messenger RNA, 258 nt
Organism: Rangifer tarandus platyrhynchus (Svalbard reindeer)
Lineage: Eukaryota; Metazoa; Chordata; Mammalia; Artiodactyla; Cervidae
Source: the annotation of a GenBank genome assembly